Messenger RNA from Rangifer tarandus platyrhynchus (Svalbard reindeer), 1644 nucleotides. The record is from the annotation of a GenBank genome assembly. NCBI's taxonomy places the organism in Eukaryota, Metazoa, Chordata, Mammalia, Artiodactyla, Cervidae.
AUGAGGCAGAAGCGCAAAGGAGACCUCAGCCCUGCUCAGCUAAUGAUGCUGACCAUAGGAGAUGUUAUUAAACAACUAAUUGAAGCUCACGAACAGGGAAAAGACAUCGAUCUAAAUAAGGUGAAGACCAGGACAGCCGCCAAAUACGGGCUGUCGGCGCAGCCCCGCCUGGUGGACAUCAUCGCCGCGGUCCCGCCUCAGUAUCGGAAGGUCUUGGUCCCCAAGCUCAAGGCGAAACCCAUCAGGACUGCCAGUGGGAUUGCUGUUGUGGCUGUCAUGUGCAAACCCCACAGAUGUCCACACAUCAGUUUUACAGGAAAUAUAUGUGUGUACUGCCCUGGCGGACCUGAUUCAGAUUUCGAAUAUUCCACCCAGUCUUACACUGGAUAUGAGCCAACCUCCAUGCGAGCUAUCCGUGCCAGGUAUGACCCUUACCUGCAGACAAGACACCGGAUAGAACAGUUAAAACAACUUGGUCACAGUGUGGAUAAAGUGGAAUUUAUCGUGAUGGGUGGAACAUUUAUGGCCCUUCCAGAAGAAUACAGAGAUUAUUUUAUUCGAAAUUUACAUGAUGCCUUAUCAGGACAUACCUCCAACAAUAUUUAUGAGGCCGUCAAAUAUUCUGAGAGAAGCCUCACAAAGUGCAUCGGAAUUACUAUUGAGACCAGACCAGAUUACUGCAUGAAGCGGCAUCUCAGUGACAUGUUGACCUACGGCUGCACGAGGCUGGAGAUUGGGGUGCAGAGUGUCUAUGAGGAUGUGGCCAGAGAUACCAACCGGGGCCACACUGUGAAGGCAGUAUGCGAGUCCUUCCACCUGGCCAAAGAUUCUGGCUUCAAAGUGGUGGCUCAUAUGAUGCCUGAUCUGCCGAACGUGGGACUGGAGAGAGACAUUGAACAGUUUAUAGAGUUUUUCGAGAACCCAGCUUUCCGUCCUGACGGUUUGAAACUCUACCCCACCCUGGUGAUUCGUGGGACAGGGCUCUAUGAGCUGUGGAAGUCAGGAAGAUACAAGAGUUAUUCCCCCAGCGACCUGAUCGAGUUGGUGGCCCGGAUCCUGGCCCUCGUACCUCCGUGGACGCGAGUGUACCGCGUGCAGAGAGAUAUUCCAAUGCCCUUAGUCAGCUCAGGAGUGGAGCAUGGUAACUUGAGAGAGCUGGCAUUUGCAAGAAUGAAAGACCUUGGAAUACAGUGUCGUGAUGUGAGAACCAGAGAGGUUGGAAUCCAAGAAAUUCAUCACAAAGUCCGGCCAUACCAGGUUGAAUUGGUGAGAAGAGAUUAUGUUGCAAAUGGAGGCUGGGAAACCUUCUUAUCGUAUGAAGACCCAGAUCAGGACAUCUUGAUUGGCCUCCUGAGAUUGCGGAAGUGUUCAGAGGAGACUUUCCGUUUCGAAUUGGUUGGGGGUGUGUCCAUAGUCCGAGAGCUGCACGUGUAUGGAAGCGUGGUCCCUGUAAGCAGUCGGGAUCCCACUAAAUUUCAGCAUCAGGGCUUUGGCAUGCUGCUGAUGGAGGAAGCAGAACGAAUAGCCAGAGAAGAACAUGGAUCUGGGAAAAUAGCUGUUAUAUCAGGUGUCGGCACCAGGAAUUAUUACAGAAAGAUUGGCUACAGAUUGCAAGGUCCAUACAUGGUAAAGACGCUAGAAUAA